This is a messenger RNA of Hydra vulgaris (swiftwater hydra), 624 nucleotides long. RefSeq names its product intraflagellar transport protein 20 homolog. Lineage: Eukaryota; Metazoa; Cnidaria; Hydrozoa; Anthoathecata; Hydridae. Gene Ontology annotation, biological process: intraciliary transport; protein localization to cilium; centrosome localization. The record is from RefSeq and is a predicted model, not a curated record. Gene Ontology annotation, cellular component: intraciliary transport particle B; Golgi apparatus; cilium.
UAUUUUUCAGUUAAUUUUUAUUUAAUUUUUCAAUUUUAGUAAAAAAUGUCUGCCCAAUCAGCUGGUAUAUAUUUUGAUGAGAUGUCAAAAAUAACAGUGCUUGAGCCUGACAUAAGUCACCAAACUCAGGAGUUGAAAAAUGAGUGUAAAGAUUUUGUGGAAAAAAUUUCAGAUUUUCAAAAAAUUGUGGGAAAUUUUAUUGAAUUAGUUGACUCUUUAGCUCAUGAAGUAGAAAAAGAGAAAAUGAAUGCAAUUGGUUCUCGUAACUUGCUCAAGUCUGUUUCAAAACAGCGUGAAGCUCAGCAGCAACAACUAAGAUCUUUAAUUGCAGAGAAGCAGACUCAACUAGAGAGGUUUAAGAUCCAAUAUGACACAUUAAUUAAACAGGAGGCUGAGCAGAACGACUUUGUUGACCAUUUUAUGACACAAAAGUGAUUUUUAAUGUGAUGUAGAGAAACAUGAUUUUUUUUUAGUUUAAUGUGUUUUUAAUAAUAUAUUUAUUUAUCAUAAUGUAGUAAUAAUAUAAAGGAAAAUGUCUGUAAUAAUACUUUUUUUUGUUGAAAUGUUUAAAAACAAAAGGAAUUAUGUAUUAAAUUUAUGAGUUGCACACAUAUUAAGUUUUUA